Molecule: messenger RNA, 1103 nt
Organism: Stegastes partitus (bicolor damselfish)
Lineage: Eukaryota; Metazoa; Chordata; Actinopteri; Pomacentridae
Product: fatty acid-binding protein, intestinal-like
Exons: 4
Coding region: 136-534 (132 amino acids)
Molecular function (GO): lipid binding
Source: RefSeq, a predicted model, not a curated record
CCUCGGUGCCAGCCGGGGGAGGAGGGGGCAGAUAGCGCCGGCGGAGGGUAUAAAUGGAGGCCGAGGGCAUUAACGGUCCCACGGUGCGCCAGAGCUUCAUCGCCAGCUGACCGAGCCUCCCGACAGCCUGCAGAGAUGACUUUCAACGGAACCUGGAAGGUGGACCGCAGCGAGAACUACGACAAGUUCAUGGAGCAGAUGGGUGUCAACGUCGUGAAACGGAAGCUGGCGGAACACGACAACCUCAAGAUCGGCAUCGAGCAGAACGGAGACAAGUUCCACAUCAAGGAGUCGAGCACCUUCAGGACCAAAGAGAUCGACUUCACGCUGGGCGUCCCGUUCGACUACUCUCUGGCCGACGGCACCGAAGUCUCAGGAGCGUGGGAGAUGGAGGGCGACAUGCUGAAAGGCAAGUUCACCCGCAAAGACAACGGCAAAGCCCUGACCACCACCAGAGUCAUAGUGGGCGGAGAGAUGGUGCAGACCUACAUCUACGAAGGCGUCGAGGCCAAGAGGAUCUUCAAGAAGCAGUAACCGGGUUUUAUUACUUUUAUAGAGAUGACACAGUUUGGAUUGUUGUUGUUUUUUUUCUAACAAUAGGACACAAGUGAAGAUAUUUUAUUACCUCAAAAUGUUGGCAAAGUUUAGAGGAACGAACCGAUGUGUAGAAGAAGGAAGAUGAUGUAAUGAGACCAGUUAAAGGGUCAGUUCACCACAGAUCACCAUACUUCUGACGCCUCCAGUGAGUUUGACUUGUGUUUGAGGAACCCCAGCGUUAAAAACUCAGCAGCUGAAACAAAACCUCCAAUUGCUCAAGAUGAUCCACAGCAACACUCUAGACUGGGAUUCCCAACUAAAACCAACACAUUUUGGUGGAUUUUCCAACAGAAGAGACGCAAAUCUGUCCAGUUAUUGUAAAACCAUCGUGUUAAAUGCACUGUUUUCUGUGUUUUGGUUGAACUUUCCCUUUAACUGUAGCAGCAGCUCCACAGUAGAGCAGCACAGUGUGGGUUAAACACAGUAGAUGUUGGGAUCCAGUUGAUUUGCACUAAUGGAACCGAUUCUGUUUGUUGUUUUACAAUAAAGCAGCUUCAUGUGUCUCA